Molecule: messenger RNA, 378 nt
Organism: Pseudonaja textilis
Lineage: Eukaryota; Metazoa; Chordata; Lepidosauria; Squamata; Elapidae
Source: RefSeq, a predicted model, not a curated record
AUGGCUACUUCCAUCUGCCUCCCCAACAAAGCUUCAUCCUAUAGAGAAUUUAUCAGAAGGCAUGUGGACAACCCCAAAACGGACCUUCAGAAUGAUCACAACUACUGCAACCGAAUGAUGCGCAGCAAAGGCUUGAAAUGUCAACGGAGCAACACCUUCAUCCAUGCCAGCAGCGAACGGCUGAUUGCCAUCUGCAACUCCAGAGGAAAAAAACUGGAUGGCAACCAGACCAGCAAGACCCUGUUCCCGAUCACCAUCUGCAUCAAGAGUAACCACCGCAGAACAAUUUUUUGCAAGUAUCAAGGGAGAAGUGAGAUCAGGAAGAUCCGAGUCACAUGUUCCAAGGGCCUUCCAGUCCACUAUAUUACCCACACUUGA